Paramecium sonneborni is the source of this 735-nucleotide messenger RNA. NCBI's taxonomy places the organism in Eukaryota, Ciliophora, Oligohymenophorea, Peniculida, Parameciidae. The record is from the annotation of a GenBank genome assembly.
CAUAAAAUAAAAAUAAAUAAUUAAUUAAUGGAGCAACUCAAAAAGCAAAUCCAAGAGCAGGUUGAGGAGUAAGAUAUAGUAGAGGAUUUAAAUAUUGAAGGUGUGAAAAUCACAAAAUUCACCGCGGAAAUGGCCGCUCUAUUUACUCAACAUUAAUAACUUCUUGGUUUGGCAUUAUAAAAAUGUGGAUUAACAACACUUGAGGGAUUUCCAAAAGUGAGCAAGUUAUAAAAUUUGGAAUUAGAAAAUAAUUCUUUAACAGGAGCAGCAAUAAAAUUUAUAGCAGAUAAUUUCAAAGAGUUGCUCAACUUGAAUUUAUCACAAAAUAAUAUUAAGUCAGUUGAUGUAAUCAUGAAGAAUAUCAUGAUAGGAUUUGAAGCCUUUAGCCUCUUUAACCAAAUUAGAAUCCUUAGAAGUGAAAGAUAACCCUUUGACCAAAGAAGCAGGAUAUCAUAAAAAGAUAUUCGAACUAUUACCAUCACUUAAAGUAUUAGAUAAUAAAAAUUAAAAGGGUGAAGAAGUUCUCGAUGUAUUAUUUUAUUAAUAUAUAUAUUAGGAUGAUGGUGAUGAAGAUAUUGAUGAUGAUGAAUUUGAUGAUGAAGAUGGAGAUGAUUCUUAUGAUGAAAGUGAAGAAGAUGAUGAUGAAGAAUCAGAAGAGCCAGUUAAACCAAUAAAAAAAAACAAAAAAUGACAUCUUUUUGUUUUGCCCAUUAAAACAUAUAAAAUACCGCCAAU